Molecule: messenger RNA, 2200 nt
Organism: Musa acuminata subsp. malaccensis (wild Malaysian banana)
Lineage: Eukaryota; Viridiplantae; Streptophyta; Magnoliopsida; Zingiberales; Musaceae
Source: RefSeq, a predicted model, not a curated record
GAUUCCAUGGCCGACUGCCCUUUAUAUACCCCUAACCCCUCCACAAACCCAUCCACCGCUGCGGUUCCUCUCUUCCCUCGCUCUCCUCUCUCCUUCUCUUCUCCGGGCUAUACGUCGCUCUGUUCCGCAGGUUGGAGUUUAAGAUGACGAACGCCAGAAUCGACGAUCUUGAAAAAAGAUUGACCGGCCUUGAGAAGGAGCUCCGUGGAGGAUUAGAGGAUUUAAAUUCGAGAAUGUUAUCGCGCUUUACGGAUGUGGACCGGCGGGUGGAGGUUGUGUUGCACAAGUUGGAAGGUUUGACGGGACGGGAACGUGGUAUUGUUCGAAGAUCUGAUGAUGCGUUGCUUAAGCGGAUUAGGGACGUAAUUUGGUCAUAUUUUUUCUCUUCUACCUGGACGAUUGGUGCCAUAGUAAAAACAGAAGAUGCUCGUUCUGCUGAUUGGCGGGAGAAGGUCUAUCGAGAGAUACAAGACAUUAAGAAGCACUACUUUGAAGAAUUGAAUGAAAUUCACCAAAAGCUUACUCUGUCGCGGCAGCAGCUUCAGUCUCUUUUAUCAGCAAAAGCGAACCGAAGUUUGGGACAUAUCAUGAACAAAAUAGAUCAUAUAUUAAAAGCGUUGCAAUACUCCAAGAGUGAUAUCCAACCUGAUCUGAAGGACAUGCUCCCUGUGUAUGAGAAAAUAAUAAUUUUGUAUCUAACUUUGUGCAAGAAAUGCAUCAAGCCACUGUUGUCAUACCUGCCUCAGCAAGAACAACCUCAAGGUCCUCAACUAAGGAUGCUUGAUGGUUGUACAGACAACCAAAUGAAUAUGCAAAGUUCAGAAACUUCAGUGCAGCCAGCUAAGAAUCUUCCAUGUUUAGCUGCUUGCGAGGAAGCUACUUCAGACGAUGAAAAUGAAGAGAGGAUGAGAUCAGAUAUUGUCCCACCUAAGGAAGAUACUUCAGAUAAUGAAUGUGAAAAGACGAUGAGAUCAGAUAUUGCCCCACUUAAGGAAGCUACUCCAGACAAUGAAUACAAAAAGAGGAUGAGAUCAGAUAUUGUCCUGCCUAAGAAAGCUACUCCAGACAAUGAACACGAAAAGAAGAUGAGAUCAUAUAUUGUCCCACCUAAGAAAAUUAGAGUGACAUUUGACGAUAUAGGUGCCUUGGACGAAACCAAAAAACUUCUUCAUGAGCUGAUUAUACUUCCCCUUCAACGACCGGAACUCUUCAAAGGUCUAUUAGAACCUUCUCGAGGAAUACUACUUUUUGGGCCACCUGGAACUGGGAAGACAAUGCUAGCUAAGGCCUUAGCACAUGAAGCAGGGGCUACUUUCAUCAAUGUUUCAAUGUCUGCCAUUGCGUCAAAGUGGUUUGGACACAGUGAGAGUAAUACAAGGGCAUUGUUUACACUCGCUGCAAAGGUGGCCCCUACUAUCAUUUUUAUAGAUGAAGUUGAUUGUAUUCUUGGGCAGAAAACUAGAGAAAGAGACACCAUAGCGAGUGUAACAAACGAGUUCAUGAUCCACUGGGAUGGACUUCUGACGAAGUCUGAAGACAGAAUUCUGGUUCUUGCAGCAACAAAUCGACCAUUUAACCUUGAUGAAGCGAUCAUUAGAAGGUUUGAUCACAGAAUUAUGGUUGGUUUACCAUCCCAGGAAGGCAGAGAAUCGAUAUUGAGGACACUUUUGUCAAAAGAAAAGACCGAACAACUUGACUUCAAAGAGCUUGCAACGAUGACAGUGGGAUACAGUGGUAGUGAUCUCAAGAACCUUUGUGUUGCCGCAGCAUAUCGCCCUCUCAGGGAGCUGGUCCAGAGAGAGCAGCCUACGAGAUUGAAGCAGUCGAAUAAGCAAGGGAGUGUUGAACCCACUACUGCCUGUCGAUCAAUAAACAUGGAAGACUUGAGGAAAGCAAUUAACCAAGUGGCUAAAAGCUGUGCUACAAAGAGUUAUCUAGUGGAACAACUGGAGGAGUGGAAUAAAUCGUUUGGAGAUGGAGGCUCGAGAAAGCAGCAACAAUUAUCUUAUUAUAUCUGAAGUACACGGACACCAAUUUGGGAUUUUAACCUUGAAGACUACUACUACACAUAGGCUAUAGGAUAUGUAAGGAAAAAUUGUAUAAAGGAUCCCUCAAAUUCCAUAAUUUGUUCAAAAAAGAGCACUUUGUGGAUCCUAUUAGAUUAUAGUAUCUUUUGAAUAGAUUUGUAGUGAUUUAUUUU